Colletotrichum siamense is the source of this 3927-nucleotide messenger RNA. RefSeq names its product RNA-dependent RNA polymerase 1 (gene RDR1). The transcript is spliced from 3 exons. Gene Ontology annotation, cellular component: nuclear RNA-directed RNA polymerase complex. Lineage: Eukaryota; Fungi; Ascomycota; Sordariomycetes; Glomerellales; Glomerellaceae. Bases 1 to 3927 code for a protein of 1308 amino acids. Gene Ontology annotation, molecular function: RNA-directed RNA polymerase activity. The record is from RefSeq and is a predicted model, not a curated record. Gene Ontology annotation, biological process: siRNA processing.
AUGGAGGUCUUCAUGACCAACGUCCCUCAGCAGUUGACGGAUCGCACCUUGGAGAAACAGCUCAAACCUUACAUGAAUGCCCUGGGCAUCACUGCAUGGACGUGUAAUUCCAAACUCAACAAAAACGUCGGCUGGGUCACCUUUUUAAACCAGAAGGAUGGCGUCUUCUUUCUCAAACGCUAUGGCAAACAGAUCAUCGCUGAUCCAGCCACAACAGACGGCCGCGGCUUCUCGUCCAAAGCCAGAAAGGGUCCCAAGGAGAGGGCCAGGCUCUAUCUCAUGAACACCCCCAUAUUCGUCCAAGCAGGAAACAAGGCGCCGGACCCCUUCAUGCUCAAGAGCCUGCAUCAUCGUCUCCAGGAGAAAGUCAAAGAUCGGGAUCGACUCGAUGCUCUCUCUGCUGAGGAAGCCAUCGCAUUUCCAGUCAGACAUUUGGCUUGCGGUCACAAUUCUUUUCGAAACGGAUCCAAAACCCUGACCUUUGUUGAGCAGUAUCGCCUUGAUAUUGGAGCUGUGGCAUCAUUCGGCAGAAGGAUGAUUAUCAUCAAGUUCACAAAUGAUUUCAAGGUUGAGAUUCCGUAUUCCUCUGUCUUUGAAUUAAUUCAUUCCUCAUCCCCAUGCACUUUUACCUUCAUAUUAUCCGAACCUCCCAAAUUCUACCGCAACAAGGUCAAGCUGGAAGACCAAUUUUCACAACUCACCCUUUCUAGACCGGCGCCUCAACACAAACAGUUCGUACGCUGCACCGAUAUACCAGAUGCUCCACUGAAUGCCGGUUACGCUGGGAAAUGUCUAGUUUACCAACUCAGUGUUCUCGAUACUGAUUUUGACCACAAAAUGAUGUCGCUGAAGAACAGGCAACUUUUCAGCAUCGUCCACUUUCAAAUUUCUUACGAUGGACGCCCGGCUCAUUGGACGCUUGACUAUCAAAGCUCAUGGGAUGUUUUCUACAAGCACUUGACACAUUUAGGAACAGAGACGGCCUUACCCUUUCGCAUCCUCUUUCUCAUGCAGUCUCUGGUCUGGAACAAUUACCUGCAUCCCCGGGUAGCCUAUGACUUGCUUCUCAAGAUCGAGAUUCUCUUCAGGCAGGCAAGGAAGGCGAAACGGCCAGACCCGCUAUCUGACCAGGCGCUUCAAAGCCUUCGUGAUGGGCCUCGAGAAUGUUUACCGUUCCCCACUCACGACAUACAUCCGAACGUCUUGGAUCCAGAUGAGAUUCUGAAGUUCCUCCUCGAGAUGGAAAGAAGAAUACAGGCGGAGGGUGACUACAGGAGUACCCUGUACGGUCCGGAUGUGUCCAAUCACCACGCAUGGGUGUUCAAAGCCAUGGUGACACCCACGAGAGUCACUCUUCACGGGCCCGAGAUGGAACCACUCAACCGCAUCCUUCGCAAACACCGAAACCACACAGACUACUUCAUGAGAGUGCAAUUCUGUGACGAGGACGGCACCGACCUCUGGUUCAAUCCGAGGGUCAAUUACGAAGAUGUUUUCGAGCGCUACAAGAAUGUACUGAACAAAGGAAUUCAGGUUGCUGGACGAAUCUACCAGUUCCUCGGCUUCUCACACUCUUCUCUCCGAUCACACGCAGCUUGGUUCAUGGCCCCUUUCGUCGACGACAGCGGAGAAAUGCAGCUCUACAGACACAUCAUCAAGUCCCUCGGUGAUUUCGAACACAUUCAAAUUCCGGCCAAGUGUGCCGCUAGGAUUGGGCAGACCUUUUCUGAGACACCUGCCUUCAUCUCUCUCACUGAUAGCGACAUCAGCGCCUGGAACAUUCCCGACAUUAAGUCUUCCAUUGGGGGCGACGACCGCGUCUUCAGCGACGGGGUGGGCACCAUUUCCAGGGAAGCCCUCGAACUGAUCUGGCCCCGUCUGCCGAGGGGCUCUCUCAUCCCUACCUGCCUUCAAAUUCGGUGGGGAGGCGUAAAAGGAAUGCUAUCGCUUGAUACGCGUCUUCCAGGCCGUGUCAUGUGUAUCAGGAGAGAGUCCAUGGAGAAAUUUCCAAGUCAGGAUACCGAGAACCUCGAGAUUUGCGGCGGAGCAUCCAAGCCACUGAAGCUGGUCCUCAAUCGCCAGAUGAUUAAGAUCUUGGAAGACUUGGGAGUGCGCAACGACUUCUUCCUUCGGUUACAAAAGACAGAACUAGAUCGACUUCGAGCUGUCACAGCGGACGCCUACAACACCGGAACCUUUUUGCAUAUGCAAGGCAUCGGACUAAACUGCUUCCUACCAUCCUUUAUCAAGAGCCUCGAUAAAUAUGGCAUCGACUAUCGACGAGAUGACUUCCUGCGGACAGUAGUCCAGAAUGUCGUGCUUCAAGAACUGCGGUUACUCAAACACAAAGCCAGAAUCCCUGUCCCGAAAGGCGUGACUGUCUUCGGAGUCAUGGAUGAGACCGGCUUCUUGAGAGAAGGGGAGGUGUACAUCGCUUACGAUACAUACCGACGACCUGGCAGGACUUCCAUUGAUGGAUCGUUGAGAGACGGUCCUGUACUCGUCACAAGAUCUCCAGCUUUGCAUCCCGGCGACAUCCAGCUGGUCAAGAUGCGGACGCCGCCCGCAGGGCACCCGCUACGAAACUUGCGCAAUUGCAUAGCUUUCAGUCAGUUCGGCAGGCGAGACUUGCCCAGCCAAUUGAGUGGUGGCGAUCUGGAUGGAGACCUUUACAACAUUAUCUGGGAUCGGGACGCCAUGCCAAAGGUCACUUACAAAGCUGCCGACUACCCGCGAGUGACUCCGGCGGCUCUCGGCAGGACGGUGGAGAGAGAAGACAUGGCCAACUGGUUUGUCGAUUUCAUGCAGUCAGACUGUUUGGGCCUGAUCGCGACGAGACAUCUGGUCGUGUCUGAUCAAGAUCCAAAUGGUACGCUGGGCAACGACUGCCUGACGCUCGCUGGGCUGCACUCGACAGCCGUCGACUUUUCCAAGACCGGUAUUCCCGUCGAUACGAAAGAGAUCCCCAAGGCUCCCAGAUUCCGCCCCGACUUUCUGGCGCCUGCUCCACCCGCACAUAUUUUUGACCGGAACGAGAUCGAGUUCAUCGGUAAAAAUGAAACCCUGGAAGAGGACGACGAAGACAUGCUGCCGCCGCAUCAAUACUACAAGUCAGAGAAAAUCCUUGGCAUUCUCUACCGCAACGUCGAUGAGAAGCACAUCUGGACCGAGGAUAUCCAGCGAGUUGUGACCAGAGCUGGUCCUUCGGUCUGGGAUCAGUUUAUCGGGCUAAUUGAACGAAAGAUAUACGAUUACACUGGUGGAAGGGUGACGUGGAGAACAAGGCAAGCCGAGGCCAAGAGGCUUCGUGAUGUAUACGAGGAUACCGUUAUACAAGCUAUGAGCACGUACUCCGACAAUCACGUGAAACGAAUGACUGAGAUUGAGGUCUUUUGCGGGUCUAUCUUUAACAAGGCUGGUGCCCAAACGAGGCGCCAGAAAGACAACUCCAAAAAGCUCAAGGCCGAAUUCGACCGUCUCUCGGAAUGGCUCGUGGGUCAAAUGCGACGCAAGCUCCGCACCGUGGACCAGGAAGCCUCCUCGAUCUACAACAGCAGCACUAGCAACCAGUACUCCUUUCUGUCGGACGAUCCCGUCACCCGCAUGCUCGCGCCAAACAGGGAGGCUUUAGAGAUGUCAUAUUCCUGCCUGAUGGUGGGCCUGAUGCCCAACGAGGGCUUCGAGCUCGAGGACGGGACGCAACUGCAGAGCUUCAAGGUGAUUGCGGCAAGUGUUCUGCUGAAGGAGCUUACGGAGCUUGUUAACCGCAUAAGAGGAGGAAGAAUGGUUGCCCCAGGCAAUGGCUACGAGGGUGCGGGCGGCGGAUUUGUUGGAGUCAGCUCUGGGCCGACAAUGUCGUACGCUUACAACGGGUUCGAUGUGGAUGUUGGACAAUAUCCCAAUUAUGGAUAUAGCGAGUAUCUUUGA